GGACUAUUCUCUUCUACCCUUUAUCCUCUUCCAUAUUUCUCUCUGAAAAUCUCUAUACCUUGGAAUCCCUUUUAGACAACAGAGAGGGAGGCCAUGGAGAGGCUUCUGUAUUCGUCCUCUCCAACCCCUCUGAAAACCCAACUCAAACAACAACAAUCGUCUCCUUAUCUAUCUCGACUGGGACGAUUUCACUCUUCAAGACUUGGUCUUUUCUCAUCGCCUCGCUUGGAUUUCAGGCGGGUAUCCUCACUUAUCUGCAGAAAUGAGAACCCAGCAAGUCCUUGCAGAAAAUUGUCGGCACUCUCUGUUUCCCGGGUUGACUCGUCAGUUGGGUCGAUACCCAAUUCCCAUUUUCUCAAGGAGAUCCCUAAUGACGGCUCUACGCAUCAAAAGGCAGUAAGUGCCCGGACAUUCGUGGUAUUCUCUGCUCUCGUUGUGGCCUUGCUCCAUCCAAUUUUUGCAUCACCAGCUUUUGCAACCUUCCAAACUGCAGCUAAGACUGCUGGUGGUGGUGCUGCUGCUGCUGCAGUUGGGAGAAAACUGAUUCGAACUGAGUUACUAAGUAGUGCUUGGACUGGUUUCUUUGCUGGCUGUUUACAUACGCUGUCAGGUCCUGACCAUCUAGCUGCUUUAGCUCCACUGUCAAUCGGUCGUACUCGAAUGGAGAGUGCUGCCGUUGGAGCUCUAUGGGGCUGCGGUCACGAUGCAGGUCAGGUCAUCUUUGGUUUACUAUUUCUACUUUUAAAAGAUCAGCUACAUAUUGAAGUUAUCAGAACUUGGGGCACAAUAGUGGUCGGUUUGACUCUACUCGUUAUUGGUGCUAUGGGAAUUCGAGAGGCUUCUGAGGUUCCUACUCCUUGUGUUGCUCUUGGGAAUGGCGAGUGUGACAUUGGUGUAUACGAAGAGCUUCAGAACCCCAAAGCUGGAAAGAAGAAGGUUGGCUUUGCUACUUUUGCCACUGGGAUUGUGCAUGGGCUGCAACCGGAUGCACUAAUGAUGGUAUUGCCUGCACUUGCUUUGCCUUCUCGUAUGGCUGGUGCUGCUUUUCUUAUUAUGUUUCUAGUCGGGACUGUAUUCGCAAUGGGAAGCUAUACAGUAUUUAUUGGAUCAUGUAGUCAGGCGUUAAAAGAUCGGGUACCUAGAAUUACUGAAAAACUCACUUGGGCUUCUUCCCUGAUCGCAAUUGCUUUAGGCCUUGCCAUAAUCAUUAGCCAGUUUUUUGGAUUGACCCUGUACUGAUCCAUCUGAAUAUGAAGAUCCACUUAUCAGAAGUUUAUUUUUAGUGGUAGAAAGAGAUUAGAAAGGGUCAUUCGAUUUGUUUAAUGAGAACUCUAUUUGGGCAGCUAUCUUUCUCAAUGAGAAUCAUCAUCCUUAAUUUACCUGAUUUCAGUUUUCAAUGUUUGUAAUUUUAAGUACGUUCGCAGUAAAAGUCCUCUGGAUUUUGGAA
Messenger RNA from Tripterygium wilfordii, 1447 nucleotides. RefSeq lists its product as uncharacterized. The record is from RefSeq and is a predicted model, not a curated record. The transcript is spliced from 2 exons. Lineage: Eukaryota; Viridiplantae; Streptophyta; Magnoliopsida; Celastrales; Celastraceae. The coding region runs from base 94 to 1239 and encodes 381 amino acids.